AUGGUCGGCAAAGUUUCUGAGAGGGUUCUUUUGAGGGAGGGGUUGGAGAGAACCGACAAUGGCAUGAGACUCACCACCUGGCCCGAUGUCGCACCGAUCAAUCAAAAGAAUUACUACACUGAUUACAUGAAGCGAGAUGACCAAGUGCUCGCCCUUCGCCUUCAAUGUGAUGCAACGCGAGACCGGCUGGUCCAGAGCGCCCGCGACCGCGAUCGAAUCUUGUCCAAGCCACCAAACGGCGACCUUCCCUUGCCAGUCCCAGAUCUUGCCGACGAGGACGGCGCCGGAACUCCUUCUGGCGGCGUGGAUCCCACGCGAAUCAUCGUCAUCCAUCCAGGCAGCCAAAAUUUUCGAAUCGGCUUUGCCAGCGACGCCCUGCCGAGAACGAUACCCGCCGCUUUGGCGACAACGUUCCCCCAGACCGAGUCCGAAAUGUACGAGGCUCUGCCGCGGAGGCAGUUUGAAGCCAAAACGACGGACCAGCAGUACGGCGAGGAAUGGUCCAAGAAGUAUUCCAAACUCUGCAACGAGCUCAAAGUCGACAUGAGGGCCAACAAGAGAAAAGUGCUGCCCAACUCCAAGGAGCUCGUCCAGACUUUCAACCGCCGCACCGAACCAGAGGUCAUCGAAAAACACAACGAUCCCCUGGAGAUUGAGUGGACGGACGUGAGAAAACGGCAAGAUGCCGAGCCGGCGGCUUCAUGUUUCAUCGGAACCGAUGCUCUCCGGGUUCCGGACGACUCGAACCCCAAGUUCAAGCUCUGGUGGCCCCUACGCCACGGGUGGUGGAACGAGGACGACUACACCAGCCAGGAGCACCUGUACAAUGAUUUCGAGACCUUGCUGGACAAGGCGCUCCGGAAAGAGCUCGGAUUGACCACCAACAGCGAAUGGCAACAAUACAGCUGCGUGUUUGUCAUUCCCGACCUGUACGACAAGCGAUAUGUUGAGCAGAUACUUCGAUCAUCCAUGAUAUGGUUCGAGUUCAACAAGGUUUGCUUCGUGCAGGAGAGCAUGGCGGCAACGUUUGGCGCCGGAUACACCGGAGCCUGCGUUGUCGACGUUGGUGCGCAAAAGACGUCGGUCACUUGUGUCGAAGACGGGCUUUGCAUCGAGGACUCGAGAAUCAACAUGAAGUAUGGCGGAUACGACAUCACCGAGACAUUCGUCAAGAUGAUGCUUUUCGACAACUUCCCCUACCAGGAAAUCAACCUGCAGAGGCGGUACGAUUUCCUGCUGGCCGAAGAACUGAAGAUGAAGCACUGCACCAUGGCUCAGGCCGACAUCUCGGUGCAGCUGUACAACUUCCACGUCCGAGCGCCCAACCAGUCCACCAGGAAAUACACGUUCAAGACGUACGACGAAGUCAUCCUGGCUCCCAUGGGGGUUUUUGACCCGUCGAUAUUCGACAACAGCACCAAACUUCGAGGGCGACGCAAGCUGGUGGAGAGAUCCUACAACGCCUACGAAGUGGACGUUCCGGACGACCCGGCCUCGGCCGCCCAGCUCGCCAUCCUGGCCUUGGUCAAGCCGUCCAUCAUGUCGGCGACGACUGGCCUCGCACAGCCGCAUCCCCAGCCAGAGGUUUCGACGCCGAGCAAGGAGCGCUCCCAGUUCAGCUUCUUUGGCAGGGGCGAAAACGGCACCAACGGGACCCCUGCCGGAUCCCACGCGGGGUCACCUGCGCCCGAGGGGAACGGCACCCCAGCACCUUAUAUAUUCGGCGCUGGAAAGGACAGCCUCAACGGCGACAGCCCUGUCCCCAGCGGGGCCCGGGCAGCAGGGACGCCGAUACCCGGCCAAGUUCCCCACGCGUCGCAAGCUCCCCUGGGAACGCCCGCGGAUCCAGACGCCCGAAGCGCCACCUCCAUCGCCGCGGAGAAGGAUGCCAUACUUCCCGCAGCGCCUCUCGACGUUGCCAUCCUGACCAGCAUCCAAAACGCCGCCAAGGGCGACGACAAGAAGCUCCGGGACUUGCUAGGCAGCAUCAUGGUCAUUGGGGGCGGGUCCAAGAUUCCCCAGUUCACCGUUGUCCUGGAGGACAAGAUCAAGGCCAGACGGCCGGACCUGCAUGACAAGAUCCUCGUCAGCCGCAGCGCCAGAGACAUGGACGAGCAGGUCGUGGCGUGGAAAGGGGCGAGCGUGUUUGCCAAGCUUCCCACCAACGACUCGUGGAUCACGCCCUUUGAGUUUGAGCGCCUGGGUGCCCGGACGCUUCACCACAAGGUGCUCUGGGCUUGGUAG
Molecule: messenger RNA, 2244 nt
Organism: Ustilaginoidea virens
Lineage: Eukaryota; Fungi; Ascomycota; Sordariomycetes; Hypocreales; Clavicipitaceae
Exons: 3
Coding region: 1-2244 (747 amino acids)
Biological process (GO): regulation of DNA-templated transcription; double-strand break repair
Cellular component (GO): Ino80 complex
Source: RefSeq, a predicted model, not a curated record